AUGGCCGCCCUCCCCUUACUUUCCCAACAAAACACCCUCAUCGGACUGGUAUGCGUCGUCCUGCUCGUGUUUCUGGGUCGCAGAGUACACAGCGUGUAUUUCGGUCCUCUUGCCAAAUUCCCCGGUCCCAAACUCGCCGCUGCGACUCUAUGGUACGAGUUUUACUUCGACGUGAUCCUAAAGGGACGUUACACCUUCAAGAUCAAGGAGCUGCACGAGAAAUAUGGCCCCAUCAUUCGGAUCAGUCCGUACGAGCUCCACAUCGACGAGCCUGACUACUAUGAAGAGCUUUACUCGCAGCACAAACCGCGCAACAAGUCGGUCUUCUACCUCAAUCAAUUCGGCCUUCCGGGUUCUAGCUUUGGAACGGCAGAUUACAGGUUGCACCGUGCACGCCGCGCCGCGCUCAAUCCAUUCUUCUCCAAGCAGACAAUAGCACGCCUUCAGCCUAUGCUUACCUUCAUGAUCGAGAAGCUCUGCGGUCGCAUCGAAGAGUUUCGGAAGUUAGGGCAACCGAUGUCGAUGCGUCGGGUCUACAUGUGUUUGACGACCGACGUCGUUACUCUGUACACAUUAAAUCGCAGCUGGAAUCAUUUGGAUAGUCCUGAUUUCUCCCCUGUCUGGGUGGAGACGAUCAAGGCGACAGGUGCAGCGGGACAUACAAUGAAGCAAUUUCCAUGGAUUUUCCCUCUUAUUCGAGCUCUUCCUCGAAGCGUUGUUGGUGCAAUGAAUCCCGGAAUGCUCCUGCUGCUGGAUUUUCAACAAAGAAUCAAAGAAGACACGCAAAAUGUCGUCGAUGGAGUUUACAAACCGCGCCAAGAGCAAUAUGAACUCGGCCUCGACAGGACUAUUUUUCAUGCCCUUUUAGAGUCGGACCUCCCAUCGGAAGAGAAGCUACAGUCGCGCUUGUGGCAGGAAGGACAGGUUGUGAUUGGUGCAGGGGCAGACACUCCAGCUAAUGCCCUGACUAUCACCCAUUUUCAUAUCCUCGACAACCCGGAUGUCCACAAGCGGCUACAGGCCGAACUUGAGGAAGCUCUGCCAAACAAAUAUGCGCCAGUAGAGUUGCGAGUUGUAGAGCAACUGCCUUACCUUAAUGCGGUCCUCAAGGAAGGCUUGAGAUUCUCCUACGGCGUCAGCAGUCGUCUUCAACGUUCACAUCCAACAGAGGUGAUGAGAUUCCAUGAAUGGGAGAUACCACCUGGCACCCCUGUCGGCAUGACCUCUGUACAUGUCCAUCAGAACGAGACUAUCUUCCCUGAGCCACACAAAUUCAAGCCUGAGCGGUGGCUCGAAAAGCGGCCUGAAGCUUCGCCACCCCUCGACCGGUAUCUCGUCUCAUUUACAAAGGGAUCUAGGCAGUGUGUGGGGAUGCAUCUUGCCAAAGCUGAGCUGCGCUUGGCGAUCGCGACAGUCAUUCGGCGCUACGACAGACAGGAGCUGUUCGAGACGACUAGAGCUGAUGUCGACAUUCAGCACGACCUCUUUUUGCCACAAGCUGCUCUGGACAGCAAAGGCGUUCGUGUUCUCUUCAAAUGA
Messenger RNA from Endocarpon pusillum Z07020, 1539 nucleotides. RefSeq lists its product as uncharacterized. The record is from RefSeq and is a predicted model, not a curated record. The transcript is spliced from 7 exons. Bases 1 to 1539 code for a protein of 512 amino acids. NCBI's taxonomy places the organism in Eukaryota, Fungi, Ascomycota, Eurotiomycetes, Verrucariales, Verrucariaceae. Gene Ontology annotation, molecular function: iron ion binding; heme binding; monooxygenase activity.